This is a messenger RNA of Salvia splendens (bonfire salvia), 620 nucleotides long. RefSeq names its product photosystem I reaction center subunit IV B, chloroplastic. NCBI's taxonomy places the organism in Eukaryota, Viridiplantae, Streptophyta, Magnoliopsida, Lamiales, Lamiaceae. Gene Ontology annotation, biological process: photosynthesis. The coding region runs from base 134 to 532 and encodes 132 amino acids. The transcript is spliced from 3 exons. The record is from RefSeq and is a predicted model, not a curated record. Gene Ontology annotation, cellular component: photosystem I reaction center; photosystem I.
UAAUCCCAGUCCAGGAAAAUGAUAUCCUCCCAACUCAAAUCUCCCUAAUUUUAUCUAUUUUGUGUAAAUCAAAUAAUAUCAAAAACUGGUUUGAAGAGCAUAGCUUUGAAUCAAGCGAGAGAGAUAAAAUUAAAUGGCAACGAGCAGCUUGGCAUCUGCUGCAUGUGGAUUUGUGUUGGCACAAAAUGUGACAUCAAACACAACCACUCUUAAGACCAACAUGCUAUGCUUCUCUUCCAGGAACAACCGAGCCUCUAGGGUCGUCGUACGGGCCGCCGAAGAGCCCGCCGACAAGCCAGUUGAAGCAGCGCCUCCUAAAGCAGCCAAGCCACCACCAAUUGGCCCCCCAAGAGGCUCCAAGGUAAGAAUCCUUCGAAAAGAAUCGUACUGGUACAAGGGUGUCGGUUCAGUUGUUGCUGUUGACCAGGACCCCAAGACUCGGUACCCAGUGGUGGUGAGGUUCAACAAAGUGAACUACGCAAAUGUAUCUACAAACAACUAUGCUUUGGAUGAAGUGGAAGCCGUAGCAUGAACCCACUCUCUUUAAUUAAUUUAUGUUUUCUACUUUCUACCUGUAUCAUACAAUUUGCAAUGUUAAUGUGCUUCCUUUUUUUUGUUGA